AUGGGGAAGAAAGUUAUUGCUAAAAGAGAACCGCGUGAGAAAAUACAUAAACUUUCAGGAUAUCCUAGACCAUCAACUCGUUCUCAAGACACCACUUUUACUCCCUCACCUUCUCCUCCUACCUCUCCUCCUCGCACUACUCCCAUGGCGCGGACCAAGACUACGCCAAGGUACCCUGCCCCUGCCAAGCCGACACCACCACCGAAGGCCACAACUUCCAAGCCAGGCUCCUCAAAACCUGGUUCUGCGAAGCCUAGCUCCUCCAAGGGCAAACAUCUGGCGCCUGAGGAACCUGUUCCUGAACCAACUCAACCCAAAUCCAGGUCGGUUUCAGUGCACUCACAAAGAGGUAACCCUCAUCGCCCUCUCAAAUCUGUUAGAGAACCAGACACUGAUCCUUUUGCUCACAAAUCACACUUCAUGACAUCUCACUCAAACUAUAACCCUCAUCGUUUCAAAUCAGCCAUGAACCACGAUUUUUAUGAUGGAGUUAUUAAGUAUCGUACUCUGUGUCCCUCUUUUCUUGUGGAUUUACCUAGCUUGAAAAAGAAAGGUUUCCCUUUUUGUUGA
Molecule: messenger RNA, 570 nt
Organism: Arachis stenosperma
Lineage: Eukaryota; Viridiplantae; Streptophyta; Magnoliopsida; Fabales; Fabaceae
Product: extensin-like
Exons: 1
Coding region: 1-570 (189 amino acids)
Source: RefSeq, a predicted model, not a curated record